This is a messenger RNA of Mytilinidion resinicola, 1228 nucleotides long. RefSeq lists its product as uncharacterized. Gene Ontology annotation, molecular function: protein binding. The coding region runs from base 1 to 1026 and encodes 341 amino acids. The record is from RefSeq and is a predicted model, not a curated record. The transcript has 2 exons. NCBI's taxonomy places the organism in Eukaryota, Fungi, Ascomycota, Dothideomycetes, Mytilinidiales, Mytilinidiaceae.
AUGUCAACCGCUCCAAACCCUAAUUCUCAGAGCGACGAAACUGCUUCAGGAGUCGCCUUAGUGCGUCCCUCGCCAUCGCCUCCAUCAUCCAAUGGGGAUUCUGAGGAACCCAUGUCCCUCAUACAGGCUGCCUUGGUCGAUAAUUACGAUCUAGUGGUGGAGAAACUCGAAACGACCCGGGAUCUCGAGCGUGAAGAGUAUGGAGAAACAGCUUUGUCCAAUGCUUGCAGCUUACGCACCGUCUCCGUUCUCUUAGCUGCUGGGGCCAACAUCAAAAGAAUUUCGCAUCAAGGGCGCCGCGCGCUCGUCGGCCUACCGCCUGAAUGCAGCGACGAAGUACUGUCCACCAUCAGCCCUCAGCAGUUCCUCUCAGACCGCUGCCGUCGCUUCGGGACCAAGAAUCCAGACCACCUCAAUGUCCCCUUCUGGGACGCCAUGAUCCGCUCCGGCGUCAGCGCCUUCGAGGCCGGGCAAUAUUUCGAGCAGAAAUUUGCAGUGAAGAGAGAGUCUUUCUUCAGCCCGGCAACUUGGUGCGCGGAGCGCCACGGGCAGUCUAUUGCACGGCUGCCCGAUGGCCGGGUGAUCCAGGUCGGAGGCGAGCAUGAGGACUCCUACGACCCCGACUUUUGCAUAUACAAUGAUGUUUGGGAACAUCAUAGCGAUGGGAGUUUUGUGGUGUAUAGUUACCCUGAGGACGUCUUCCCCCCGACGGAUAACCACAGUUCGACGUUGAUGGGCACGCAUGUUUAUAUUAUUGGGUGUCAAGGAUAUGGCGAAAAGAGGCGUUACGGGCAUACGCCUGUCUUUAGGCUUGAUACGGCGACAUUUGUCAUUGAAGAGGUGGAGAUGACGGGUGAGGCGCCGGGUUGGAUUUAUCAGCAUGCUGCGGUUGCUGUCUCAGAGCGCGAGAUUUGCGUCUCUGGCGGGAAAGUCAUCAAGAGCGAAGUAGACGAGGGGGAGAAUGACGUUGAGUACAUCUUGGAUGUGUCUGAGUGCAGGUGGAGACGAAAAACGCCAGAUCUGUAGGUAAGCAGGUAGGCAUGAAGUAUUUUUUCGUAGUUGUGGUGAGUUUCCCUUACUGGACGAAAUCUAAGAGAAGAUGAUAGCUCUCCCCAGUCUGAGUUCAAUUUUCUGCCGGUGUGAUAUGUGGCCUAGGAAGUUUACCGAUGGUUUAACUUGAGGAAAAUUUGUUAGGGAGGAGCGGUGAGGGUUACAGCAGGCGCAUGAC